AUGGCAGAGCGCCCGCAAUACUUCGAGAACACUUUAACCCCGCCAUCGAUCAAUGCGACCACUCUUUCCGAGAGCCUCCAAGAGCUUCGUGUAGCUGUUCGCAAGGGUGCCGAAUUGAUACAAGAGAACACUGCCUUACCUGAGACAUGGGGCCCAAAUGGCUUGUUCAGAGCUUUCCCCGGCAUCGCUCUAGCAUUUCUCCGCUUGGAUUAUCAGUCCUCGGUGUUAAAUGAUCACAAGGCUGCUUCUCUUGACUAUCGUUGUUACGCACUACAACGGAUUCCAUCAAGCCUCCCGGACACCCCUCUGUUAGCCUCCCGACUAUCUCCACUUGGCUCAUCUUCGCCUGUAACUGCUAUCACCUUGCGCAUUCUAGCUACUCUUUCAAAGAAUGAUUGGCAAGGUGGUGCCAAUGUCAGCAUCGCAAGGGAGGAUAUCACUUGCCUUCAUGAGGCCAUGCAGUACGCACUAACUAAUGAGCCUCUUGUUACCCAUGAUGGCAGAAAAAUGGGUGGAGAUGAGAUGCUGUUUGGCCGAGCAGGACUUCUUUGGGUCCUUUUGAAUGUUCGUGCUCACGAUUUUGACCAAGAGACCCAAGGAUUUCUCUCACCUGUGCUAGGGGCAAUUCCCGAGUUGAUCCGAGUGAUUGUCGAUGCCGGGCGACAAGGAUCCAAGGAAUACACUGAGAAGAACAGAGCCCAAGACGCACAUCCAUUAAUGUAUGCAUGGAUGGAGGGCCAUUACUGUUUUGGGGCGGUUCAUGGAAUAACCGGUAUUCUAACCAUCCUACUCUCAUGUAAGCCCGAAGAGCUUACAGAGUAUCUUCCUGUGAUUGGUGGUACUAUCACUGCGCUCUGCAAGCUAUCCGGAGCUACCAAUGGCCACCUCCCGAUGACACUACCACUAUAUGGUUCCACGCAGCGCUCCUCGGAACUAGUCCAGCUGUGUCACGGGAGUCCAGGACUGUUGAUUCUCCUAGGUACUGCCUUGAAAAAUAAAUCCUUAACCCGUGCCCACUGGGAUCCAAGUUGGGACCAAGCGAUCUACUUGGGCACCGGGCGUGUGUGGGAAGAAGGUCUGCUUUCUAAGGGAGGCAGUUUGUGUCACGGCGUGGCUGGCAAUGCAUGGGCGUGGCUCCUCCUCCAUGAUUGCUUUGAAUACCACUUAGAGACUCUGAACGAGGCCCGGGUACUUUACCUCCAGGACAAUCAGCUAUCAGCGCUUCCAAAUGCCGAAGUGAGUCAGGAACUCAAUAGUGACUUCUUCCUCUCGAGGGCACUUGCGUUCAUGUUGCAUGCACGUCAAACUAAGCCAUACAACACCUCGCCCACGUAUGACAAGGAUUAUCGUAUGCCUGAUGAGCCCUACAGCUUGUUCGAAGGUCUUGCGGGCAAUGUCUGUGCCUGGGCUGAUACGUGCGCGGUGCUUCAAGCUAGGCUGCGUAAGAUAGAACUUGGUGAGCAGGGUGUUACAUCUGAUUUGUCGCGAGAUCCAGUUUUCCGCGAGGCUUUCUGUGGGCAAUUGGGCUUUCCUGCUCUGGGUGGAAAUGGCGCAAUGGGUAUUUUCUAA
Penicillium crustosum is the source of this 1569-nucleotide messenger RNA. Its product is annotated as lanthionine synthetase C family protein. The transcript has 4 exons. The coding region runs from base 1 to 1569 and encodes 522 amino acids. Gene Ontology annotation, cellular component: plasma membrane. The record is from RefSeq and is a predicted model, not a curated record. Gene Ontology annotation, biological process: peptide modification; carbohydrate metabolic process. NCBI's taxonomy places the organism in Eukaryota, Fungi, Ascomycota, Eurotiomycetes, Eurotiales, Aspergillaceae.